AUGGAUCCACAAAAUUCGGAGAAACACUCAGAGGCAUAUGCACAGCCUCCAGCAUACUAUGAGCAGGCACCUCCUCUGCCUCCUCGCACCGCUAGCACGUCAAGCACAUUGCAGCCAGGCGGCGGACAGCCAUCAUAUCCAGCACCCCCUCAGAGAUUGCUGAGCGCGAGGUCAUCAACCGAAGAUAUCUCAUCACCAGUUCAUUACACCCGAGACCCGCACAAACUUGUGGCAUAUCUGGUACCCUUCCCCAAACCAAAGCUUCAUGGCAUUCCACCAGAGGCCAUUCCUGCCAGGUUCCUAAUCUACACGCCCCCACCUCCUCCUUUGAAAUCACCCAAAGAAGGAGAGAAGGAGGCCAAGGUCCACAAACUGCAACGAAAAUGGCAAGAGGAAGUACGUUCAGCAAAAACCUCGACUGCCAAAACUGCAAUCGGGCUCGAAGAGAUGGUUCUUAUCUAUCCUAACAGCAUCAAAAGUUCUCCAGAUCAGCUCAAGAUCGAGUUUGUCCAAUCAAUGAUGAGAAGCAAGAGUAAAGCUCAGAGAGACUCUGUCAUCGCCACCGGAUUGCUACCUGUGUCUGCCGCCAUCGAUAUCAUGGCCACGUUGAUCUGGCCAUUCGGAGGACUGCUGGAGAUUGACGCAGUCUGGGCAGCUGCUUCGAUCAGAGGUGCAAAGAUUUCUCGUAACGUGACGAAACGACUCACGUCGACCUCCACCACCGGCAAGCAUGACGAAGACACUUUGAAGCUUUCCUUCACGCCCUCUCCUCGUCUUGAAGUACUGGACAAAUACCUAGGGGCGAAAUGCCAUGACAAAGAUGCAAAGACUUUCCCCUCGUUCGGCGCUGCUCCGACCGAGACAGAUUGUCUCCAAGCUAUUGGAUGGGCACCCAGUCAAACUGGUGGCGACGCGAAGAACUGGGAGGACGAGCACUGGGAGACUGCGGAGGUCAAGGAGGACUUGAAGACUGUCAUGACUAAAGCAGCACGUGAAUGGGAGAAAUGGUGUAAAGCCUAUGAGAAGAACCCCGAGAAGGCAGUGAAGAAGUAA
Messenger RNA from Aureobasidium pullulans EXF-150, 1053 nucleotides. RefSeq lists its product as uncharacterized. Bases 1 to 1053 code for a protein of 350 amino acids. NCBI's taxonomy places the organism in Eukaryota, Fungi, Ascomycota, Dothideomycetes, Dothideales, Saccotheciaceae. The transcript is spliced from 2 exons. The record is from RefSeq and is a predicted model, not a curated record.